CUGCUGCUCAUCUUGUAAAGACUCAAAAUUCCUCACUACGUCACUUCCGAUGUACGCCGGAACCUGUAAAGAUCACAUGGCCUUUGUUUAUGUUUCCGAACUGCGGUGUGCCUUGUUGCAGUUAAAUUCAGGCUUGAUUUUGGAAACAUUAUAAUUUUAAGUGAUGGACCCAAACACCCCAGCUGACAUACAGGAUGUCUGCAGCGGCAACCAGGGUCGUGACGUCACUUCGUUUGUAUCAGUGUGUCCAAGUGGCCUCUGGGGUGUUCAACAAACCUUGAUGCGCAAAACAAGACAGGAUCAACACACAUACAGUGUCAACAAUGCCUCCUCUCUUUCUGUAGCAGGGUCCUCUGAUGACUUCCCGAAGAUGGGUUCGUUGUGUAAGGUUCGAGUGAGCCUUAAAGAAGACCCUGAGGGGCUUUCCUCUGAGUCGGACGUUCCUGCUGAGCCGUCCCAGGAGGAACCCAUCCCCUACCCGCGCUCCAACAGCUCAGCGCUGCAGGUCCCGCUCGGUGAUUGGACCACACUGAGACUAGGGGAAGGGCAAUGCGAUGUCACUGAGGCAUGCAUCGAGAGGAUGAGAGCUCAGGAGACAUGUGAGAUACUACUGUCGCCGGUGGGAGAUGUCCCGGGAGCCUCCUCAAUCCAACCCCCCGCAGAGGAUCAAGAGACGUCCACCGUCUCUGUUGAACUGCACUCUUUCACGCCGGGGAAGGACGCCUGGGAGAUGGCCACCGGCGAGAAGCUGGACUGGGUGCGGUUCCACAAGGAGAGAGGCGGAGCCAGAUUCAGGAGCGGCGAGGACCUUUGGGGAGCAGCGGACAGCUACAGCCGCGCCCUGAAGCUGCUCAUCACCCUUUACGCUCUCGGGAGAAAGAAGGUGGACGCGGAGGACUGCGAGUGUCCACAGACGCCGCCCGAUGUUGACCCUCCACUCUGGCUAUCGGCCAGUGAAUAUAUGACCCUCAAGGCAGAGCUCCACUCCAACCUGUCCUUGUGCCAGCUCAAGCUGGGCCAACCGGAGAAGGCCAGGGCCAACGCCGCCAAGGCCACCAAGCUGGAGCCCGGCGGUCCUAAGGCCUGGUACCGACUGGGCCAGGCCUGCCAACAGGUGAAUGAGUUGGGGGAAGCCAGACAGGCCUUCAGGAGACUGCUGGAGCUACAGCCAGAGUCUCCCGCGGCCCUCAAAGCUCUGAAAGAGUUGGCGAGCAGGGAGAAGGAGACUAACACACAGUUGGCACAGAGACUGAGCAAGAUGUUUAGCUGAAAAUUGGGAAAGAGACAUUUGAUAAGCCUACAUAGAAUCUAAAGUUGUUGUUUUUUUUCUUCGUGUUACCGAAAAAAGCUGCAUACUGCUUUUGUCGGGUUCCCUCAAAGUCUUAACAUGGAUCUUCUGUAGUCAAUGUACAGAAUGUGACUUAAAGAAAGAGAAUUGUACGCACACUAGAAUGUAGAUCACUACCCAUUAAUUUAUCUGUAUUUAGUAAAAUAAAAUUGUAAUGUUAAUGUUUUCUACUAUGCUACAUGUGGUCGGACUCAAUUGUAACUGAUUGCAAUGGAAAAUAAAAUGUUAUAUUUGUUGCUUACCCUUUUGUGCUAAGACCUGCAUAUUGUUUAUUAAACUGUCUUAUAAGGCAUCUCAUCUCA
This is a messenger RNA of Gadus macrocephalus (Pacific cod), 1650 nucleotides long. RefSeq names its product FKBP prolyl isomerase like (gene fkbpl). NCBI's taxonomy places the organism in Eukaryota, Metazoa, Chordata, Actinopteri, Gadiformes, Gadidae. The transcript has 4 exons. The coding region runs from base 164 to 1270 and encodes 368 amino acids. The record is from RefSeq and is a predicted model, not a curated record. Gene Ontology annotation, molecular function: protein binding.